UCUGAUCUUCUCUUUCUCUCUCUCGCUCUCUACCCAUCUCAGGGCAUUAGGACCAGGGAGACCCCACGAAACACAUGCGCGUGAGCGCGCACAUAACGGAGUUCGCGCUGGAAACCCCCCACCGGAGAGCUCGUGCCGACGGAUACCUGAAAUAUAAAAUCAUUUCCGUCCUGCGCGUGCCGCAGCUUCACCGGGGAAAACGCAAGGCGGGUGACGAAAUGCACGGACGCCCACGGAAUCCUGUUAGUUGACGCUGGAGUGCCAGGAAUUCUUUUCCCGACUUCUGGACGGUACUGAUAUUUGGGCAGAAAUCGAAUCCGUCGUCUGUACCCCUCUGCCUUUUUCACUGCACGACCCUUCUCUGGAUUCAAGUCCUGGGGCGACCGGUCACUGCGUGGAUGGGUAGGCUGGUCCGAGCCCCGCUCUUCAGCCGCGAGCACACAGCCUGCGUGAAAGUGUGUCCGACGCCCGCGCGUUAAAAUGCCUGUCACUCGUGUCACUGACUGACCACCGGAGCUGCUUGUGGAGGGAAAGAGGGAAACAUGCUCUCCACUCUACUUGUGUUGUUGCUGAUGUCUGUUGCUGCGGGCCACAGUGUGAAGUUGUUGUCCAAACGAGACUCCGUGGAGUUGUGCACAGACUGGUCGGUGGACUACCUGCGUUACCGGGUGCUGGCGGGGGAGCCGGUGUUUGUGCGCUGUGCGCUGUUCUACGGCUACAUCCGGGCCAAUCACACGCGCGCUCAGAGCGCCGGACUCCGCCUCAUGUGGUACCGCAGCGCCGCGCUGGGAUUGGCCGACUACGAGGAGCCAAUCAUGUUUGACGGAGCACGCGUCACCAAAGAGGAGGACAACAUCUGGUUCAGACCGGCCGAAGUGGAUGACAGUGGACUGUACUCCUGUGUGCUGAGGAACUCGUCGUACUGUGUGAAGGUGGCCAUGUCUCUGGACGUGCUGCAGAAUGACUCGGCUCCGUGCUACAACUCCCAGCUGCGCUUCUCUGAGAGGGCCGAACUCAGCAAGAGCAAAACCAUCAGCUGCCCCGACAUCGAGCUCUACACCACCCCCGGGGUAGUGCCGCUAAUCACCUGGUACAAGGAGUGUGAGCUGCAGGAGUGGAGAGCCAGUGUGCGUCUGCAGGAGACGUCUCUGGUGUUUGAGUCGGUGCAGGAGGACGACUCGGGAAACUACACCUGUGAGCUGCAGCUUGACCGCUUCCUGGUGCGCCGCACCACUCACCUGAGCAUCACCGCUCCUCUGACAGAUAAGCCACCCAGACUUCUCUUUCCUGCUGAGAAUAAACUCAUCACCAUGGAGAUGCAGCUAGGAAGUGUGGUGAACCUGACGUGUUGGGCCUGGUUUGGCUACAGUGACAUGAGUCCAGUGCUCUACUGGCUGAAAGGAGACCGCUUCAUCGAGGACAUGGACCAAACACGCAUCAGAGAGAGUGAGAUGAGGCUGGUCCAGGAGCAUCUGGGGGAGAAGGAGGUGGCCGUGUCCCUGACCAUCGACUUCCUGGAGGAGGAGGAUUUAGGAAACUACUCAUGCUACGCUGAGAAUGCUGUUGGAAAGAGAUACGCCAGUGUCAUAAUCACCAGACGAGAGCUGAUGUAUACGGUGGAGCUGGCUGGAGGGCUGGGUGCAGUGCUGUUGGUGCUGGGACUCCUCCUGUCUCUGUACAAGUGCUGCAAGCUGGACAUCCUCCUCUGCUACAGGCAGUACUUUGGCAGUGAGGAACCAGACAUGGAGGAUAAGGACUACGAUGCGUACCUGUCCUACAGCAAGGCGGAACCUCAGUGGGGGGAGGAGCUUGAGGAGGAGGAGAACUUUGCCGUGCACAUCCUCCCUGAGGUGCUCGAACGGCAUUAUGGGUACAAACUCUUCAUCCCCGACAGGGACCUCAUCCCCACAGGAAGUCUGAGCGUAGAAGAUGAUUCACAUCUGCUUAGAGCCUACAUUGAGGACGUGGCGCGCUGCGUUGACCAGAGCCGGCGUCUGAUCAUCGUGCUGACCCCCGGUUACGUGCUGCGUCGCGGGUGGAGCGUCUUCGAGCUGGAGGCGCGUCUCCGCAACAUGCUGGCGUCCGGCGACAUCAAGGUCAUCCUGAUCGAGUGCGCGCCCCUCCGCGGCCUCAUCAACUACCAGGAGGUGGAGGCGCUCAAGCAGGGCAUCAAGGCCCUGAGCGUCCUGCACUGGACCGGAGAGGCCAGCUCCAAGCCCAGCUCGCGCUUCUGGAAGAGCCUCCGCCUGGAGAUGCCCUUCCGCCGGCCGCCCCCGCGCCCGGCCCGGCGCCAGCCGCUGGACGCCAGCGAGGCGGGGCCCUUCGCCGACCUGCGCGGCGUCUCGGCCGUCUCCAUGGCGACGGCGGCGGCCCCGGCAGUGGUGGCCACGGCGACGUCGGCGGCCCCGCCGGACCUGCGCUCCUCGUCGCUGACCUCUCUGCGAGGGGUGGGGGCGGUGGAGCGCUACCACGCCACGCUGCUGCGCCAGAAGAACCCCUACCAGCCGCAGGCGCCCGCCAACCUGACGCAGCAUCGCAACUACGAGCUGCCCUACGAGGUGCCCGCGCUGACCCGCACCGGAACUCUGCCCCCACAGCACACCUACUGCAACAUACCACUCACGCUGCUCAACGGACAGCACACACACACGCACACACAUGGUCACUCGCACAACACACACAACACACACACGCUGGGCAAGGGCCGGCCCCAGAGACAGCGCAGCCUUGACCAGCCCUAUGCCAAUCACCAUGCCAUACUGCCGCUGUUGCCACGGGAGACCAGCGUGUCCAGUGUCAUCUGGUGACCACAGAGGGGCCACACACACACACACACACACACACACACACACACACACACACAUACAUUACACAUAAAUGAAAACUCACACCACUCACACACAAACACACACA
Molecule: messenger RNA, 2913 nt
Organism: Alosa sapidissima (American shad)
Lineage: Eukaryota; Metazoa; Chordata; Actinopteri; Clupeiformes; Clupeidae
Gene: il1rapl1a
Product: interleukin 1 receptor accessory protein-like 1a
Exons: 12
Coding region: 543-2807 (754 amino acids)
Biological process (GO): negative regulation of exocytosis; signal transduction
Source: RefSeq, a predicted model, not a curated record